This is a messenger RNA of Paramuricea clavata, 948 nucleotides long. The record is from the annotation of a GenBank genome assembly. NCBI's taxonomy places the organism in Eukaryota, Metazoa, Cnidaria, Anthozoa, Malacalcyonacea, Plexauridae.
AUGGGUGAAUUCACAAAAGCAGAAAGUUAUCUGCACCAGUCACUGGAAAUCCGAGUAGAACAAUUAGGACCAAACCAUAUUAUAGUUGCUGAUUCCUACAACCACCUGGGUGUUGUGUGUAAAAAUAAAGGUGAUCUAGAACUUGCUAAGAAUUAUCAUCAACGGGCACUGGGAAUCCGAGUAGAACAAUUAGGACCAAACCAUAUUAUAGUUUCUGAUUCCUACAACAACCUGGGUGUUGUUUGUAAAAAUAAAGGUGAUCUAGAACUUGCUAAGAAUUAUCAUCAACGGGCAUUGGAAAUCCGAGUAGAACAAUUAGGACCAAACCAUAUUAAAGUUGCUAAUCCCUACAACAACCUGGGUGUUGUGUGUCAAAAUAAAGGUGAUCUAGAACCUGCUAAGAAUUAUCAUCAACGGGCACUGGAAAUCCGAGUAGAACAAUUAGGACCAAACCAUAUUAUAGUUGCUGAUUCCUACAACAACCUGGGUGUUAUAUGUGAAAAUGAAGGUGAUCUAGAACUUGCUAAGAAUUAUCAUCAACGGGCACUGGAAAUCCGAGUAGAACAAUUAGGACCAAACCAUAUUAAAGUUGCUGAUUCCUACAACAACCUGGGUAUUCUGUGUGGAAAUAAAGGUGAUCUAGAACUUGCUAAGGAUUAUUACCAACGGGCGCUGGAAAUCCAAUUAGAACAUUUAGGACCAAAGCAUAUUAACGUUGCUGAUUCCUACAACAACCUGGGUGUUUUGUGUGAAAAUAAAGGUGAUCUACAACUUGCUAAGGAUUAUCAUCAACGGGCACUGGAAAUCCGAGUAGAACAAUUAGGACCAAACCAUUUUGCCGUUGCUGCAUCGUACCACAACUUAAGUAUUGUGUUUAGUGGUGAAGGGGAACGAGAGAGGGCUGAAUAUUAUCGUCGACGUGCGCUGGAAAUUCGGCCUGAAUAUUAA